AAAAUGGUUUGCAACUGACGCGACAUUCCGACAGCCCGCUUUUAAUUUAUCAGCUAGGGUUUAGCGUGUUGGUGUUAGGUUACCGUCUGGCUAGCUAAAGCUGCAACAAAAAUAGCUUGCUUGGUAGCAUUUCCCCUACACGAUUUGUAACUUCUGGUUUUCAUAAAAUACUAACGGGUUGCACGUGUUCGUGCAUGUUACCUACGAAAAAACUGAUGGUGUUUGCUGGCUUCCUGACUAUGAGAAAAUAGCUAGCUAGUUUCAUUUGGCGGCUAUUUAAUUUAACUUGCAAGAUAACCUCUUGAAACAAGGGGAAGCGUGCGUCGAUUGUCUUCGUCAAACUGGUCGUAAGUCAUAAGUCUCGCCGCGGAGAUGUCCAAGGACCCGAAAUCUCCCUCCAGAUCCCGGUCCAGAUCAGCUUCCAGAUCCCGGUCCCCGUCUCGAUCGCGGUCCCAGAGCCGCUCGAGGUCGCGCUCCAGAAAGCGCCGCUACAGCUCCAGGUCUCGCUCCCGGUCCCACAGUCGGGACAGGGGUUACCCACGGGAGUACCAAAAUAACCGCGGUUUCCGCGGCUACAACCGAGGGUUCCGGAGACCCUACUACUACCGCGGCCGCAACCGUGGCUUUUACCCACGGGGGCGGUACCAGCGAGGGGGCGGGGGCGGCGGCGGUGGCGGCGGCGGCGGCGGCGGAGGCUACGGUGGGUACAGGCCCAACUACUGGCACCGCGGGCAGGAGGAUCAGUACGAGCAUCACCAGCACAGCCCCAGGAGGGGGCGCUCUCGCUCCCGGUCCCGGUCCCGGUCCCGGAGCCGAUCUCGAGGAUCUUCCUCGGCUCGGUCCCGCCGCUCCUACUCCUCCUCGUCCCGCUCCCCGUCUCCGCCCCGCCGCUCGGGCUCGAGCAAGCACGAGGCGAAGGAGGCGCAGAGGGGUGGGGCCAAGGACGGGGGCGGGGCCGAUAAGCAGGACGGAACCUGGCAGGGCCUGACGGACUACAGCGCCAGCCCAAAGCAGGCCAGCCCCCAGAUGCGCUCGGCCGUCAUCGUGGGCCCGGCCCCGCCCACUGCCCCGUACGGCUCCGCCCCUCCCAAAGCCAAAAACGCCAGCCCGGCCGCCGGAAACAGCGACGCCCCCUGGAAAGGUGCGGGCGCCGCCACGGCCUCCACCAGUAAGCCCUCCCCUCCGCAGGGCUCCGCUCCCUCCGGGUUCGGGUUCUUCUCGAAGGAGGGCGUCAAAACAGGAGACCGGACCGCAUUGUCUUCAGCCUUUCAAAAGUUCCUGGUCGAGCGAAAGGAGAAGCAACAGGCAUCUCAGCUGGACCAGGAGCUGACGGUCACUGGUGAGGAGAGGGGGAACAGCAUCACCAAGAGCCUCUUCCCCAUCAAGGGCGCCUCCUUCCCGAAGGGGCCCCCCUUCUCACGCAGCGAGGGUACCGCGCCGGAGCCGGGCCCCAAACCGCACGGGGCCAAACGCAAGAGCAAGGCCACCCGCGACCUGUACGGCCAGUGGGAGGAGCCGGAGCCCCGGUCCCCCGCGGAGGGGCGGGGCCACAGGGCCGUGGACAGCAACGACGACGACAUGGCGGAGGAAGGUCUGUCCCGCGGCCGGGCGCCGGGGCCUGACCCCGCGCGCUCGUUGGCUCGGGACAGGGGCGCGGACAGGAGGGAGGCCACGCCCCCUGCCAAGAGCUCCGGGAAGAGGGGGGAGGAGUUUGACUUCAGCGUGAACCUGGGAAGCUCCGCGGGGGUUUCGGCGAAGGAGCGGCGGCCGUCCCGGGACCCGGCGGACCCCGGCGGGAGGGAUUCGGAGUUCCGCCCGGUCUUCCAGAGUGCCCGGCUCUGCCACAGCCCGUCCGAGCUGUUCGCCCGGCACAUCGUCAGCAUCGUGCACCAGAUCAAAGCACAGCACUUCCAGUGCUCAGGGCUGACGCUAAACGAGCGUUUCGCUAUGUACCAGCGCAGAGCUGCGGAGGAGGGCGCAAGGGCGAGGAAAAGCCCCGAGAUUCACAGGAGAAUCGAUAUUUCUCCCAGUGCUUUUAAGAAGCACUCUUACCUGUUUGAGGAGAUGGAAAACUGCAGGGCAAGCGUCUACAAGGAUCCACUGAGAAAAACGAAAGAUGACCUAGUGGAUCUGCAGUUUGAGCAGAAGCACAGGAAAAAGCGCUCCAGCAAGGAGCACGAUCACAGAUGGGCUGGCGGGAGAGAGUCCGGCGACUCCCGCGGGUCCAGCCAGGAGAGGACCGCCGAGAAGUCGUCCAAACGCCACAAGAAGUCCAAGAAAAGCAAGAAGAAGCGCGAACGGUCGCGGUCGUCCUCUGUGGCGUCCCCGCGCUCCAACAGAGCGGGAGAUUACCCCGGCGAGGAGCCCAUAGAGGAGGGCUUCAGCAAGGCCCCUCUGGGACCCAGGGACCACGGAGGCCCCAUGGAGAGAGGGCCAGCUCGCGGCGGCUUCUCGAGAAUCGGAGGCAGGGGGUGGAACAAGAUAAGCUACCCGGGACACAACAGUGGUCCUAUGGCGGGCGUUCCACUGCGUCCCCCCGAGGAAGAAUGGGACCCAGAGUACACGCCCAAAAGCAACAAGUAUUUCCUGCAUGACGUCCGAGAGGGGGAGAAGUGGCUGGACGGGCGUGGCCGAGGGCGGGGCAUCGCUUUGCCUGGCAGGGGCCGAUUCGUGCCCCGCAGCGGCAGCCCAAAGUGGGUCCACGACAAGUUCCAGGGGGGCAGAGAAGAGGGGGAGCUUCUGGAGAGCGAGCAGGACCCCGAGGAGGGAGAAGGAAGGAAGGGGGGCGCCCCCUCCAAACUGUAGCUCCGCCCACUCCAUUUUCUUUAUUAUUUUUUUAUUUUUAGCCAAAUCCAGGGUGAAAAUGCAGCCUGUGUUCCUGUCUCUUCAGCCUAUGUCCUCAACCUGUGCUCCUCUGUCUGAUCAACCUGUGUUCCCCUUGUCAACUCAGCCUGUGUUCCCGUGUCCUCAGCCUGUGUCCCAUCUCCUCAGCCUGUGUUCCUCUGUCUCUGCCUGUGUUCCCGUCUCCUCUGCCUGUGUUCCCAUCUCCUCAGCCUGUGUUCCUGUCUCUGCCUGUAUUCCUGUCUCCUCAGCCUGUGUUCCUGUCUCUGCUUGUGAUCCCGUCUCCUCAGCCUGUGUUCCCCUGUCUCCUCAAUGUGUGUUUCUGUCUGAUCAGCCUGUGCUCUUUUCUACAGCCACUCUUAGAUACUCAAAGGGAUUAAAAUCACUGGUCUGUAAUUGAGGACCAAUCUUUUAUUUUCUUUCGCAUUCUGCAGAAUGUUGUCAGUGUGCACUGACUAUCAGGACAGUGUUAGUGCCAGAAAACUGCACUUUUGCCUGUAAAAGAAACCCUAUUAACAAAACCGAUUUAACUGUAAAUUUCACUUUUUUUUUGAUGGAGCAGUAUUCACUUGCUUAGAUGGUUUAUUAAAAUAAUACCACGUUUGUUUAAUAUUAUUUUUGGAAUAAUCCUUUGGCUGAGCAGGUGAGAGGUUGCUCCUGUCUGGAUCACAGCUCUUCAUCGUAAGCACAGUCUCCAUUUGAGUGGCAGUUUGUACUGACUGGAUUUUGCACAGGAGCCUUCGCAGAUUCAUCGACUGGAUAAUUCUUUUUUUGUACUUUAAAAAAAAAAAUGAGAAGAAUUUUAAAAUGUUGAAAAUUCAAAAGAAUGCAAGAGGGCUUGAUGCAUUUUGUAUAAUGUAAUGGUUGUGCCUGUUCUUUUUGAGAGAAUUCACUCAACAUUUAUAAUUGUAGUGAAUACAAUUGAAGACUGUUUAAAAAAAAAAAAAAAGAAUAAAAAAAUAAUUCUAGUCUUCUUGGGAAAGUUAAUUAGUUUUUUUUUCCGUUAUUUUGAACUUUUCUGUUUGAGCUUGAGUUCUUAAAUUAGUGUUUGCAGUCCCUGAAAGGAUGGGCAAAGGUGUCUUUAACCAAAAGCGCAAGCAGUAGGAGAUGGAACUGCAGGUUAGGAUUUCUGCCGGUGCGCUCUGUUCUGCACGCUCGAUGUGUGGGAUGUCCUGUACGACGAGGCAACGUCGUCCCCGUCUUUCCCCCCCCCACAUUAAACUUUUCGCCUGUGGUUUUGUAUCAUUUGUUAUUAAAACCAUCAUUCUGACAUUA
Molecule: messenger RNA, 4116 nt
Organism: Anguilla rostrata (American eel)
Lineage: Eukaryota; Metazoa; Chordata; Actinopteri; Anguilliformes; Anguillidae
Product: thyroid hormone receptor-associated protein 3-like
Exons: 11
Coding region: 373-2805 (810 amino acids)
Biological process (GO): positive regulation of transcription by RNA polymerase II
Cellular component (GO): mediator complex
Molecular function (GO): transcription coregulator activity; DNA binding
Source: RefSeq, a predicted model, not a curated record